UUCCGAGCUCCAGCUCCCCUCUGUGUGACCUCAAGUCAACAAGACGGCGCCAGUUAACCGCGUCGUGCUCCGCCUGCUCUGUAGCUGCGCCACCAAGAAGAUGUCCGUCCAAGCCAAGAUCGGUCCCAGCAUCCUCAACGCGGAUCUGUCCAACCUAGCCGAGGAGUCCCAGAAGCUGCUGGACAAUGGGGCGGAUUACCUGCAUUUGGACGUGAUGGACGGCACCUUUGUGCCCAAUCUCACCUUCGGUCAUCCCAUGGUCAAGAGUUUGCGCAACAAGAUCAAGACGGCCUUCUUCGAGACGCACAUGAUGGUCCAGAAUCCGGAGCAGUGGAUCACCCCCAUGGCGGAUGCGGGUGUCAAUCUCUAUACGUUCCACAUCGAGCCGGUGGAGGAUGUGUGCAAGGUCAGCCGGCUGGUGCAGGAAUCCGGCAUGAAGGUGGGCCUGGCCAUUAAGCCCGGCACCGAGGUAAAAGCUCUGGAGAAGUACAUGAGCAUUGCCGAUGUUGUGCUGGUAAUGACCGUGGAACCCGGUUUUGGCGGACAGUCCUUCAUGGCUGACAUGAUGCCAAAGGUGGAGUGGCUGCGUGAGAGCUACCCGAACCUGGACAUCGAGGUGGACGGCGGAGUGGGACCCAAGACCAUCGAGUGCUGUGCCAAGGCCGGAGCGAACAUGAUAGUCUCGGGUACAGCCGUAGUGGGAGCCAGCGAUCAGAGACAGGUCAUGAAGGACAUGCGCGAAGUGGUGAAGAGCUACCUCAAGUGAAGAUGCAGUCACCUGAUUUUCUAUCCGUAGCAUAAGGCAGCAUUUAUUAGCUAGGCGCAGUGUUGACAAAAUUGCAACAGCUGGUAUUUGGAGAUACUUCGGGAAACAACUAUUAAAAGACAUUUACGAAAACA
Messenger RNA from Drosophila elegans, 900 nucleotides. RefSeq names its product ribulose-phosphate 3-epimerase (gene Rpe). Gene Ontology annotation, molecular function: metal ion binding; D-ribulose-phosphate 3-epimerase activity. Bases 101 to 766 code for a protein of 221 amino acids. The record is from RefSeq and is a predicted model, not a curated record. Gene Ontology annotation, cellular component: cytosol. Gene Ontology annotation, biological process: pentose-phosphate shunt; pentose-phosphate shunt, non-oxidative branch; carbohydrate metabolic process. The transcript is spliced from 3 exons. Lineage: Eukaryota; Metazoa; Arthropoda; Insecta; Diptera; Drosophilidae.